CGUCAUCACCAUUUCAAUUUGUUGGCAGAUUGCAAAAAGUAAAGUAAAAUUUAGAAACUUGCAGAAAAUUAAAAACUUACAGGGAAGGAAAUUUCUCAAAAAGAAGUAGAUAGCGUCGUUACACCUACGCAAUUUACUUUAUAUAUAUAUAUGUAGUUGCAUUUUAUUGCAACCGUAUCUCUGUAUGCUAUCUUCAAGUUCUCCGAUAACUUUUGCGGGGAGUACAAUGCAGCAACAGACCAAUGCUUUUGCAGCUUAUGGGGACAGAGGAGGUGUUCAAACCGGUCUCGAUAUUGAAUAUGGCACGGAUCCGGCUAGUGGUUCCAUCUUCAAAUAUGAAGGGCGAAAACAUGAUGACUUAAAGCAAAUGUUGGAUAGCAACAAGGAUGGCUUGAAAUUAGAAGCCAUGAAACGUAUAAUAGGGAUGAUUGCCCGUGGUAGAGAUGCCAGUGAUUUGUUUCCAGCUGUUGUGAAAAAUGUGGUAUCCAAAAAUAUUGAAGUCAAGAAACUGGUGUAUGUGUAUUUGGUGCGCUAUUGUGAAGAUCAACAGGACUUGGCUUUGCUUUCGAUUUCCACAUUCCAAAGAGCCCUUAAGGAUCCCAAUCAAUUGAUAAGAGCUUCAGCCUUGAGAGUUCUUUCGUCUAUACGAGUGACCAUGAUUGUGCCUAUUGUUAUGUUGGCUAUUAUGGAAAGUGCCUCGGACAUGAGUCCUUAUGUUCGCAAAACGGCUGCUCAUGCCAUACCGAAAUUAUUUUCAGUGGAUCCUGAACAAAAGGAUGAAUUGGUAAAAGUUAUAGAGAAACUUUUGUCUGAUCGUACUACAUUGGUGGUUGGAUCAGCAGUAAUGGCCUUCGAAGAGGUUUGUCCCGAACGUGUCGAUUUAAUCCACAAAAACUAUCGCAAACUUUGCAAUCUUCUGGUGGAUGUCGACGAAUGGGGUCAAGUGAUCAUAAUAAAUAUGCUUACUCGCUACGCUCGAACUCAAUUCGUUGAUCCUAAUGCAGAUGAACCAUCUGAUAUCGAGAACGCACAAAACGAUGUUGCUGAAAAUAAAAAAUUCUAUGACGAUUCAGAAAGUGAAACCAACGAAGACAGUGGUGAUGAAAGUGGUAAGAAGUCGAACCAGAAAACGGCUCCGAAAAUCAAAUCAGCAACAUCGUCACCAUCGUCCAGCUAUCAUGUAGAUCUGGACCAUCGCUUGUUGCUGAGACAAACUAAACCUUUGUUGCAAUCACGCAAUGCCUCAGUUGUUAUGGCCGUUUCUCAAUUAUACCAUCAUGUUGCUCCCCGUCAAGAAGUACAAAUUGUUGCAAAAUCUCUAAUACGUCUAUUGCGCUCACACAAAGAAGUUCAAAGUGUAGUUUUGACUUGCAUUGCUUCCAUGUCCACAAAGAGAAAGACAAUUUUCGAGCCCCACAUUAAAUCGUUCUUUGUACGCACACAAGAUCCCACUCAUAUAAAACUUUUAAAAUUGGAAAUUCUGACAAAUUUGGCUUCAGCUGCUAGCAUUUCAUUGAUACUGCGCGAGUUCCAAACCUACAUCUCAAGUAGUGAUCGUCCCUUUGUAGCCUCAACAAUUCAAGCUAUUGGAAGAUGUGCCGCCUCCAUAAAGGAGGUAACAGAAACUUGUCUCAGCGGUUUGGUACACCUACUGUCGAAUCGGGAUGAACAUGUUGUGGCCGAGAGUGUUAUUGUAAUUAAGAACUUAUUGCAGACUAAAGCCGCUCAACAUUUUGAAAUUAUAUCUCAAAUGGCCAAACUAUUGGACUUUAUAAAAGUUCCAGCCGCGCGUUCAUCAAUUUUGUGGCUGAUAGGAGAAUACAAUGAUAAAGUUCCGAAAAUUGCACCAGAUGUGCUGAGAAAGCUAGCCAAGACAUUUGUGGACGAGGAGGAUGCGGUGAAAUUACAAGUCUUAAAUAUGGCCGUUAAACUGUAUCUCACCAAUCCCCAGCAGACCUCGCUGUUAUGUCAGUAUGUUUUCACCCUGGCACGAUAUGAUGUGAACUAUGACAUUCGAGAUAGAGCUCGUUUCCUGAAACAAUUUAUCUUUCCGGCGAAUAACAAAAGUAAUACUUUAUCUGAAGCUGCUAAAAAUAUAUUUUUAUCGGCCAAACCGGCUCCUACUCUCGAAAGUAAAUACCAUACUCGCAACCAUUAUCAAUUGGGCUCCUUGUCACACUAUUUGAAUAUGCGAUGCACUGGCUAUAAUGAUUUACCCGUCUUUCCAGAGAAAGGUUCAGAUCCGUCGGUACGUAAUGUCGAGGGUUUCAUGCAGGAAUCCAAAUUCGCCAAUACACAGAAUAAGACACCACAGAAAGACAAUAAUAAUGCCAAGGAAAAAACCAUAAAGACUGGCAAUGAAUUUUUCUCAGAGUCAGAAGGAAAGUCAUCAGAUUACUCUAAUUCCCAUUCAAGUGGAUCCUCAUCGGGAAGCUCAUCGUCAUCGUCGUCAUCAGGUUCUGGUUCUGAUUCAGAAAGCGAUAAUGAAAAUGUAGAUAAGAAUUCGACAAAAACGCCAACAAAACAAGCACAAGUUAAUGCUUUGAAUAAUAAUGAAACGAGUGUUAAAAAAGCACCCGAAACCCAGUUGGUUAACAAUGCCAACGGUUCUGGUACAUCUGACUCUGAGUCUUCUUCAUCGUAUGGUUCGUCUUCCUCAUCGUCAUCGGAAGGUGAGGGUUCAGAUUCUGAAACCGAAUCUGAACAACAAGCCGCUGUUAAAAAUAAUAACAAUAAGGCAGCCAAUAAGACCGCAAGUGAUUCUCAGAAGAAGGCUGAGCCAAAAAGCAAUUUAGAUUUGUUGCUGGAUUUGGAUGACAUUCCUCCCAUUGGUCCGGUAAUGACACCCUCCUUGGGCGGAUUUUUAACACCAGGCACUCCUAUGACUGCUUUACAAACAAGUCUGAUGCCGCAGAAUGCUGCCAAUCGAUUGGAACUAGUUGGUCCUUCUUAUAUAUCCUACACACACAAGGAACUAUUGAAUAAAUUAUCCGGCAAUGGUUUGCAAGUUAGUUAUCGUUAUACCCGUUCUCCCCAUCUCUACUCUUCCUCUAUGGUUUCUAUUGAACUGCAAUUUAUUAACCAAUCUACGGAUGAAAUAUCAAACAUUCAAAUGGGUCAAAAAUCUUUGCCACCAGGCAUGCAAAUGCAAGAAUUUGCGCCUAUAAAUGUACUCAAUCCAGGCCAAUGUGCCACCCGAAUUCUAGGUGUGGAUUUCAAUGAUUCCAGCCAUGCAAUCGAUUUUGAAAUAACCUCUAACAAAGGAACUUCCCGUGUGGCCUUUAAGCCACUCAUAGGUGAACUGGUAAGGUCUGUGCAAAUAAACGAAACAAUGUUCAGGGAGGAACGCCUGAAGCUACGAGGCAUGAAUGAACAUCAAACAAAAUUAAAAUUGCAUAGCGAAGAAGUAAAGAUUCCCGUUCUGAAACAAAAGACUUUUGAAUGUAUAAAUGUAGCGUGUUUGACACCAAAUCCAACGGAUCCCAUAAAUUACUUUGUCGGUCAGACUAUGACAUCGAAGAGCUUGGUCCUGAUAACAUUCGAUUGGUCACAGUCGGAUGAUUUAAUGAUUCAAGUGAAUUGCGAAAAAAUGGUUAUAGGUUCGAUGGUCCUUAAUGAGCUUACAAAUUACUUGAAUUCAACGCUUAGAAAUUGAGAUUUGUGGCCGAAAGCCAACAUGUCGAAUUAAUGUCUAAAAUGAAGAAAUACUUCAAAAAAAAAGUAAAACAAAAUUAAGAAUCUUUCCAAGUUUAUAAAAUGUAGAACUAAGUUAACAUGUAUGUCUGCUGUUUUGCGUUACUAUUUCGAGUGUUGUCCUUAAAUGUUGUAUGAUCCUAAAUGCGCCUUCUUUUCUUCGUAUACUUUUUGAGAUCUUUUUGUCUCAAGACAAAGUUAAACGUAAACGUUAACUUAUGUACGCUCUUUCUAAUGAAAUAAACACAAAUUGAGGAAUUUUAA
This is a messenger RNA of Stomoxys calcitrans (stable fly), 3957 nucleotides long. It is a transcript of the gene rb, whose product is annotated as AP-3 complex subunit beta-2. The record is from RefSeq and is a predicted model, not a curated record. Gene Ontology annotation, biological process: intracellular protein transport; vesicle-mediated transport. Lineage: Eukaryota; Metazoa; Arthropoda; Insecta; Diptera; Muscidae. Gene Ontology annotation, cellular component: AP-3 adaptor complex; membrane coat. The coding region runs from base 185 to 3655 and encodes 1156 amino acids. The transcript has 4 exons.